Messenger RNA from Panicum virgatum (switchgrass), 1374 nucleotides. Its product is annotated as protein-ribulosamine 3-kinase, chloroplastic. The record is from RefSeq and is a predicted model, not a curated record. The coding region runs from base 42 to 1166 and encodes 374 amino acids. NCBI's taxonomy places the organism in Eukaryota, Viridiplantae, Streptophyta, Magnoliopsida, Poales, Poaceae. The transcript is spliced from 8 exons.
CCCUAGUCCCUAGUCCCAGGCUCCCAGCUCUAGCGAGCGCGAUGGCCGCAAACGUGGCGCUGCUCUCCGCCUCCUCGCCUUCCACUUCCGCCGCCGUCGCCUCAUCGUUCCUCUCCCGCCGUCCUCUACCUCGCUGCUGCGCGGCCUCCCCCCGAAGAGCAAGCUCCCGACUCUCCAUCAUGGCGGCGUUGGGCGAUGACCCAAUCAAGGAAUGGAUUCUUACAGAAGGGAAGGCCACGCAGAUCAAAGGGACCAGGUCCAUUGGUGGUGGCUGCAUUAACGCCGCUCAGCGCUAUGAUACUGACGCUGUCCCCUUCUUUGUGAAGACCAAUAGCCGCAUUGGUCCUGAAAUGUUUGAAGGAGAAGCUCUUGGUUUGAAGGCAAUGUAUGACACAAAGUCGAUCCGUGUUCCUUUGCCAUACAAGGUUGGAUCAUUGCCCACUGGUGGUUCUUUUAUCAUCAUGGAGUUCAUAGAAUUUGGUCGUUCUAGAGGAGACCAGGUAACUAUAUACCAAAUGUUUUUAAGAUUUAAUUUGCCUGUUUAUUCUCUUUCUCUCUUUUUUUUUCUAGCUAACAGAAAAAAAAAUCAUCAGUCAGCUUUGGGAAGGAAGCUUGCUGAAAUGCAUAAGUCUGCUAAGUCUGAUAAGGGAUAUGGUUUCCAUGUUGACAAUACUAUUGGCAGCACUCCACAAAUUAACACUUGGACUGCCGACUGGAUUGAGUUUUACUCUAAGCAUAGAUUGGGCUACCAGUUGGAGUUGGCAUCGAGACGAUAUGGAGAUUCAGCCAUAUACGAAAAAGGUCAGCGAUUGAUCAAGAAUAUCCGUCCACUUUUUGAUGGCGCUGUUCUUGAGCCCUGCUUGCUUCAUGGUGAUUUGUGGAGUGGAAACAUAAGCUCUGAUACUAAAGGAGAUCCAGUGAUAUUGGAUCCUGCUUGCUACUAUGGGCACAAUGAGGCAGAGUUUGGGAUGUCCUGGUGUGCUGGAUUCGGUGGGGACUUCUAUAAUGCCUAUUUUCAGGUGAUGCCUAAACAGCCAGGAUUUGAGAAGAGGAGGGACCUCUAUCUCCUCUACCAUUACCUGAAUCACUACAAUCUUUUUGGCUCUGGAUACCGCUCAUCGGCGAUGUCCAUAAUCGAAGACUACUUAUAUCUGCUUGCUGCUUAGUUUCUGCUGUUUAUUCUCGCAUGAAAACUGAAGCAGCAAUGUACAUGCUCCAUUGUGUAUCGCAGUAUGUUGUGGAUUCGAUUUCUUGUAAAAUGUCUACCUCUUUUGUGCAUAGAUCAUACUACAUCCUUGUAUCAUGAAUCACUAAAAGAUCCUCAGUUUGUGUAAAUAUCUCCCUAUUAAUUCAUCGUGAUCUUGUUUGUGGAUA